Pollicipes pollicipes is the source of this 846-nucleotide messenger RNA. RefSeq lists its product as uncharacterized. The transcript is spliced from 5 exons. The record is from RefSeq and is a predicted model, not a curated record. The coding region runs from base 1 to 846 and encodes 281 amino acids. NCBI's taxonomy places the organism in Eukaryota, Metazoa, Arthropoda, Thecostraca, Pollicipedomorpha, Pollicipedidae.
AUGGAGCUGCAGCCGCUGGAGGACAGCCCGAGCGGCCCGAAGCGGCCGCGCCGCCAGCCGGCCGCGCUCAGCUCGCCCUUCUGCCGCUACCUGCUGCAGAGGGAUAUGCUCACCGCCGAGCCGGUGGACCUCUCGCUGGUGGAGGUCACACCGCCGUCGCCAUCCGCUGGCGCAGUCAGCGCCACGGCCGCCCGUUUGCUGUCUGGGGACUCCCCGCUCAGCGACUCCCUGAGAGAGUGUCUGGACGGCACGGACCCGUCCCAGGUCGAGCUGACCCCGGCCGACCUCGCCGACCCGGCCGCCUCCGACGCAGCCGAGCCGGCCACCAUGGUGACUGUCCGAGCGGCAGACGUGGCGGCGGUGGCACCAGCUCCAGGGGGCCUCGCUGCGGGCCCUGCAACGGCCGACCCACCGCCUGCCGCCAGAUCCCCUGGCCAGGGAGACCCUACGGCCGACGACUCGGGCCCCGUCGCCAGGGAGCACACAGACGGCCCGACGGUGGAUAUCACGGCCCCAGAGCCAAAUGACGAGGGCUACCGGUCGCUGACGUCGACCAGCAGCGGCGCCUCGCUGCCGGCGGCCGCCAGCCCCCCGCGGUCGGCGCUGGCCGACGUCAGCAACCAGUCAGCCGGCGGCGACACGUCCCAGCUCAGCCGCAUCGGACUACACGCCCUGUCCGAGGAGUGGACGGACGCCAGCGGCGCGCUGCCGACAGAGCCACCUGUCGACGGCGAGGAGAACCAGCGCCGCAAAACGCUGACCGACAGGGAUACCAACCCGAUGGCGCACCGCAAGAUCGGCGCCUCGCGCAAGCGACGCAGCGUGCUGUUCGAGACCGCCCUGUGA